Rubroshorea leprosula is the source of this 329-nucleotide messenger RNA. The record is from the annotation of a GenBank genome assembly. NCBI's taxonomy places the organism in Eukaryota, Viridiplantae, Streptophyta, Magnoliopsida, Malvales, Dipterocarpaceae.
UGUGGCAUGGUUGGUUGUGGUGCUGCUGUUAUUGGGGCCAACAUUUUCAUCAGCACCGGUACCGGGGAUUUGAAGAGCACCGGAAAACGCGGCAGAAUGUUGAGACAAAGCAGUAAUCCACAAGGCUGUGAAUGAAAUAUGGAGGGGGCAGAGCAAAGUGAACCAAGACAAGGUGUGUGGACUUUACAUUGAAUUGUUUCAUUUGAAGGUGGGUGUCUUAAAAUACACGUGUUCGACGCUUUGCUCAAGUGGGGUUGUUGUGAUUUUCAUUUUUCUGAUUUUGUUGUUUGGCUCAGGUGGGUGUCUUAAAAUACACGACAGGGAUUUUU